UCCGGUGGGAAACCUCAGUCAGAUUUCAACACCCAACAGGUUCACAGCAAAAUUUAGGGAACUAGGCAGAGCAGGCAGGAAAAAAUGAGCAAGGAAAUCCCUUUGGCAACCGUCCAGAAGCACAACAAGCCCAACGACCUCUGGCUGAUUAUCGACAACAAGGUCUACGAUGUGACCAAGUUCCUUCACGAGCAUCCCGGUGGCGAGGAGACCCUCAUUGACGUGGCCGGACGCGAUGGCACCAAGGCAUUCAACGACGUGGGUCACAGCUCCGAGGCGAGGGAAAUCCUGAAGAAGUUCUACAUUGGCGACUUGGCUGCCGCCGAUAUCCAAAAGAAACGGCCAGUAAGCUGCCGUCAGAUCGGAUUGGCCCUGGGUGCCGCCUUCCUGGGCAUCUCCCUCAUUUAUGUUAUAAGGCGCGGACUAGCCAGGAACUAAGUAGAACUACUACCAUGCGCCUUACUCAGCUUCAUUCCGUGAUUCCACCACUAAAUGACCCAGACGAUCAACGACUUUUCAAACUUUAAUAAGAAAUAAAUUGUACAAAUCAAACAAAUCAUGUUCCGCAUUUUACUUAAAAUAGAAAAGAACUUAAAAAUAAUCAAAUAAAAAGAAUUUGUUGCAA
Molecule: messenger RNA, 625 nt
Organism: Drosophila bipectinata
Lineage: Eukaryota; Metazoa; Arthropoda; Insecta; Diptera; Drosophilidae
Product: cytochrome b5
Cellular component (GO): intracellular membrane-bounded organelle; membrane
Molecular function (GO): heme binding
Source: RefSeq, a predicted model, not a curated record